Molecule: messenger RNA, 1585 nt
Organism: Humulus lupulus (European hop)
Lineage: Eukaryota; Viridiplantae; Streptophyta; Magnoliopsida; Rosales; Cannabaceae
Product: spermine synthase-like
Exons: 11
Coding region: 223-1314 (363 amino acids)
Biological process (GO): spermidine biosynthetic process
Cellular component (GO): cytosol
Molecular function (GO): spermidine synthase activity
Source: RefSeq, a predicted model, not a curated record
CACAAUCCCUUCGACGCCAUUUUCGUCCAAACCAAGCUUGAAAGUUAUUAAACAGAGAAAGACUGUUUCUUUUUUUUUCUCUCUCUCUCUCAAGAAACUCUUCUCUUUCCCGCUUACUCUUCUCGAAGACCAGAAAUCUUUAUCGCUUUGCUAUUAAAGCCAGAUUCUUAUCAGUGUAUAUUGACUAUUAGAGGCUGGAGCCAGAUAAGAAAAAGAUAGUUUAUGGCGGGCGACGCAGGAAGAGGUUUGGAAUGCCAGAAGACUAUGGAUGGGAAGGAGAGUAAUGGGAAUGGUUUAAAAAAGGACAUACCUUCUUGCUGCUUAAAAGCUAAGGCUUCAGCCCCUGAACUUGAAGCUAAAUGCCAUUCCACUGUUGUCUCUGGGUGGUUCUCAGCAUCUAAAUCUGGUCACAAAUUUGGUAAAGUUGUUUAUUUCAACAAUCCGAUGUGGCCUGGAGAAGCUCAUUCCCUGAAAGUAGAACGUGUUUUGUUCAAAGGAAAGUCAGAGUUUCAAGAAGUUUUGGUUUUUGAGUCUUCAGCGUAUGGAAAAGUGCUAGUUCUUGAUGGCAUCAUCCAGCUUACAGAGAAAGAUGAAUGUGCCUACCAGGAGAUGAUUGCCCAUCUUCCCCUUUGUUCCAUCCCCUCCCCCAAAACUGUUCUUGUUGUUGGUGGUGGUGAUGGUGGUGUUCUUAGGGAAAUUUGUCGUCACAGUUCUGUUGAACAUAUUGAUAUAUGUGAGAUAGAUAAGAUGGUUAUUGAUGUCUCUAAGGAGUUUUUUCCAGAGCUAGCUGUUGGAUUUGAGGACCCUCGUGUCCAUCUUCAUAUUGAUGAUGCUGUUAAAUUUUUGAGGGAUGCACCUGAAGGGAAAUAUGAUGCCGUUAUAGUUGAUUCAUCAGACCCUGUUGGUCCUGCUCAAGAGCUUGUCGAGAGACCAUUUUUUGAGACAAUAGCUAAAGCAUUGAGGCCUGGUGGUGUUCUCUGCAACAUGGCGGAAAGUUUCUGGCUCCAUACUCAUCUUAUUCAAGACAUGAUUUCUGUUUGCCGGGAAAUGUUUAAAGGUUCAGUUCAUUAUGCAUGGACGAGUGUUCCUACAUACCCAAGUGGGGUCAUAGGUUUUCUAAUAUGUCAAACGGAGGGGCCACCUAUUGAUUUCAAGAAUCCUGUCAAUCCUAUUGAAAAGCUAGAAGGAGCUGUCAAACACAAAAGAGAACUCAAGUUCUACAAUUCGGAGGUGCACAAAGCUGCAUUUGCCUUGCCAACGUUUGUGAAGAGGGAGGUGAACUUACUUGGUGAACGUCCAAACCUGGCUAGGUGAAUUGGUUUCUCCAAUUAUUGAAAUUAGAAGUGUGUAUUGAAUGUAGGUUAUUACUAUAAAUGAAACUGUAGAUGGGAUCACGAGCACGUUGCCUAUUGCGAUCUAUUGUAACUAUGGUUUUUUAAGUGUGGAUGUUAUGCUUCAUUUUAGUAAGUUUCUAUUCAGACAUGAUUGGUCAUUUAUGAAUAAUGAUGUGCUAUUCAGGAACUUAAAAGCUCAUUGUUUUCAAACAAAUUUAUCUGGCAGUGUUAACAAUUUUCUCUUUUGAAAA